ACAGUUCAGAGAGAGAGCUAAAACCCUUAAAAAGAGCACAUUUCCCCUAAAUUAUACAAACCCAAAACCCAGGAACCUAGGAGAAAGAAGAAAGCAGAAUCGAUGAACAAGAAGAAGGUAUUCGAAUUGGCGAAGGGUUUUCGAGGGAGAGCGAAGAAUUGCAUAAGGAUAGCGAGGGAGAGAGUGGAGAAGGCGCUACAGUAUUCAUACAGAGAUCGCCGCAAUAAGAAGCGUGAUAUGCGUUCCCUUUGGAUCAUGCGUAUCAACGCCGGCACUCGUCAGUACGGGGUGAACUAUGGAAACUUCAUACAUGGACUGACGAAGGAAAAUAUCCAGCUGAACAGGAAGGUUCUAUCAGAGAUAUCAAUGCACGAGCCAUACAGCUUCAAGGCCCUUGUAGACGUAUCUCGUACCGCCUUUCCAGGAAACAAGGCCGCUGUACCUCCCAAGAAGCAAGGCCUUGCAAUGCUUGUCUGAACGAAUUCUUUUGGUUUUGCUCAUCGGAUUGAUUAGAAAGGAUUAUCUGAAUUAUUUGUUACUGUUUAAGAUACUAUUGUAGAUGUGUUGAAGUGUUUGGUUUUCAUUGGCAACUCUUCAAGGACAGAUCGCAAUGCUUGUUUGCUUCAUUGGAUUCAACUGGGAUGAUCAAAUCUCUUCUUCCUCAAAACAGCUGCAUCAACUAAAAUUCGAUUCUUGUAGGUUUGCACCGUA
Erythranthe guttata (spotted monkey flower) is the source of this 711-nucleotide messenger RNA. RefSeq lists its product as uncharacterized. Gene Ontology annotation, biological process: translation. Gene Ontology annotation, cellular component: ribosome. Gene Ontology annotation, molecular function: structural constituent of ribosome; rRNA binding. The record is from RefSeq and is a predicted model, not a curated record. Lineage: Eukaryota; Viridiplantae; Streptophyta; Magnoliopsida; Lamiales; Phrymaceae.